AUUUUCUCGUUUAGGACAAACGCAUUCUUUUACUUUGAGGCCAUUUGUCGCUUUUCAUAGAAUGGCACAUGUAUCUAUGUGUCACGUUGAAGACUACCUGAUAAGACUUCAUGAUAACAACCAUAGAUAACAACUUAUAACAACUUGAUGGUGGUGCUUUGGAAACAUCAACUCUAUAUAUAUGAAGGUUCUUUAGCUGUAAAGGAGGAUUGCUUUUUGAAGGAGGUAUGCCGGAAAUAGAAGGAAAUAAUUACGAAGAAAGUGCAGAUGAAUGUCAUUGUCGUCUGAAGACUACAAAUGAGUCUUUAUUGGAGGAUGGGAUCAAUGUAUCUUACAGUUUUGAUCUCAAAACUGAGGAAAGUCGGGAAUUUCUGAAUAGCUCUUUAUUGAAAUCUGAAGGAAACGCGCGCGCGCACCCAAACUUUAAUGACGUUGAUCGAGGAUGGGCCUGGGUCGUAUUGGCGGGAAGUUUUGGAACGUUUUGUCUGAUGGGAGCAACGCAAUUUUCAGCAGGAAUAGUUCACAUGAUUCUACUGGACAAAUACGAUUCUGGCGUGUCACUGGCAUCGGUGGCAGGGGCCGUCCAUGUAUCUAUAAUCAGUAUUGCAGCACCUAUAUCAACCUUUGUAUUGGAACGCUUCAGUUGUCGCGUUGCUAUAGUAACGUCAGGAUGUUUGUUCUUCCUUGGUUACUUAGGAACAGCAUUUGCACCAAAUAUUGAAUGUGUCAUUUUCACAUACGGAAUAGUUGCAGGUUUUGGAGGAGCACUUGGCUACACAGCAAACAUGGUUCUAGUCGGUUAUUACUUCCAAAAGAAAAGAAAUAUAGCAAUGGGUAUUGCUGUAUCCGGUGCUGGGUUUGGAAUAUGCGUUCUGUCUCAACUUAUGCUGUAUAUUCAUACACAAUAUGGUUCUUUUGGAUUCUUUUUGAUAAUGUCUGGAAUAUUUGCACAAAGUAUAGUUUUUGGAAUGGUAGCGAAACCUAGCCAGUUAGAGAUAUAUACUAAAGCUAGGCGAAGGGAACUAGCCAUUGCUAAUAACAGUGACAGUGAUACUUUUGAUGUUUGUAACCAUGCAAAAGCAUAUUUGACUGUUUUAUCAAAUAAAGCGGUUCUUUUCUUAAGCUUAGGAAUGUUUAAAUUUUGUCUUGCAACUUAUCUAAUAUAUAUGCACUUUCCACAUUACGUUGUCGAGAUGGGGUUUUCGCCGUCUGUCGCUGCAAAUUUUCUCUCGUUGUCUGGGAUAUUAACCGUGGCUGGAAGAAUUUUAACCGGCUCUUUUGCUUCUGUGAAAUGUGUAAGGGAGGAUAUCUUAUAUUGUCUACCAAUGUUUGUAUUAGGUUUUAUGACAAUUCUGUAUCCAUAUAUUUCAAGUACGUUUGCAGGGAAUUUGACUUACACAGUAUUUCUAGGAUUACUUUACGGGAAUGCGUAUGUAUUGACAGCGAGUGUUUCUGUUCGGUAUACAGGCAUUGUCAACCUCGCUAAAGCUAUUGGUGUCCAGUAUUUUUUCGCUGGUUUAGGGGCGUUAAUAGGACCAGUUAUAGCAGGAAUCAUCAUAGAUGCUGGUGGGUUAUUUGACGAAGCUUUCUUCACAGCUAGUGCCUUCUUAUUGCUGGCAGGUGUGGUAAGCGGGAUGGCCACGUUUGUGUCCCAGCCAAAUUCUCAGGAAAUAGAAAUUGAAGAGACGGAGUUCAAUAAAAAGACAAGCACUCCUCUCUGAUUCGAAAAAGAUUUCCUAGCAUGCGCAAUUUAAAUAUAUUGAUGAAAAUAGUAACCAAAUUCAUUUUUUUUUAUAUUUCCUGAUUAAGUCUGUUUAAUUGUUUUUUAAAUGUUCAUUAUAGUACAGGAAAACUCUAAUAUAACUUGCUAAAUUUCCUUCCUGCAAAGAGUAGUUCAAAAUCUAUGAUACAGAAUUCUUUCAGGGUAUGAAUAUUUAAAAAAAAAUUAAAACCUAAAUCUAGUUUGUUGAGUAAGCUAUUAAAUAAAUUAGCCAUAGUAAAAAUCUCUAGUAAUUAUUGAUUUAUUUAUUCAAAUGGUAAAGAUGAUCAAUGUUUUUUCUAGUGAGAUUGAACUUUUAACAUAUUUUCAAGAAUGGAAAUAUUAGAAAAUGGUUUCAAUUUUUAUGGAAAAUGCAUUGUCCGUGCAGUGAUCGAAGUGUGCAUUAUACUGAAAAGUAAUAAAUAUUCUGAGGUUGAGAUAUAUUAAACACAUAUUAAAUCUAUUCUAAGGUGUUUUAAUUUAACUGAUAAGUUUCUGACAACUAUCAGGUAACUUGUUAUGUAGUUCUUACUUCAAAAGAAGUUUGAAAUUAUAAAUGUACACUUUUUGUUAGAUUAUGAAUAUGUUCGACCAAUUUCGGACUAUUUGAAAAUUGUCACAUGUUUUGUUCAAUAAGCUAUAAAAUGAAAUAGCCAUGGUAAAAUCUCUUAAAAAAACUGGUGAUUUGUUUCCUAAAAUGAUGUAGAUAAUUAUUAUCUAUUCUAUUUUUAUUGAAUAUAAAUUAAUUUUUUUUUUAAAAAUGUUAAAAUUGGUAUUUGGAUUAAAUUUUUUUAACAAAAAAUGCAUUGUCCGAGCACCGUUUUGAAACAUUUAUGAUACUGAAAAAUAAAAAAAUGUGAAAAUAUUUUAGUUUUUGUAUUAUUAUUUUCAUAGAAUUGAUGGAAGUAGACUAUAAAACACAUAUUUGGAUAGUCUAAAAUGAUAAUUUCGAAAAUAAGACCUUGUUAUGUUACUUAGGUCUUCACUUUAUUUUCUCCAUUUUCUGAAAUUGAGGGUGACCAUAUUGAAACACAAAUAUCUAGAGUUGUAGGUAAAAGAUGUUAAAAAUCCUGCAAUUACAUGCUUAAAUAUUAUAUAUUUGAAAAAGAAAUGUUUCUUUGUUAUUCUUGAAAGUGCCCAUUAGGGUCCGUAAUCCUUAAGUGACGGCGUGUUAUAGUAGUUAACGCGUCGGACUUGUACUUUAAGAAUUGAUGGCUGGCCGUGUGGGUUUGAACACCGACAUUUCAUUGAGCAUUGAGCAAGAAAUACUACACUCAUUUCUUAAGUUUGGUAAAAUCAAGGAACGUAUCCGAGUGUGUGUGUCUAUAAGCUUAUAUAGCUUCAUUAAUGUUGUAUAAAAACUUGCGGCUAUACAUGUACAAUGUAUAAUUAUCUGGUCGUCUGUCUCGCGAGAGUGACAGAACGCCAAAAUGGCGGCACCCGUAAACUUAUUUCUCAAGUAAAAAAUAGUGUCUUAAAACACGAAUUUCUCACUUAUAGGAUUGAUGUCAACAGAAAAACGGUCAUGGUACCUCUUUUUAAAUGAUGAAUAUUUAUAUUAGACAUACAUCAAUCCAUCCAUUCCUAUUCCUUUAAACUACUAGUACUAUUUUUCACUCAUAGUUUCAUUAUUUUGGUCAUAAUUUUUUUUUAUUAUUAUCACUAUUUAUUAUCAUUGAUAUUUCCUUGUCCUAUGUUAGUUCAAAUUAUUUUUUCAACAUUAUUAUCAUUGUUAUCAUCAUCAUCAUCAUCAUCAUCAUCAUCAUCA
Molecule: messenger RNA, 3527 nt
Organism: Ruditapes philippinarum (Manila clam)
Lineage: Eukaryota; Metazoa; Mollusca; Bivalvia; Venerida; Veneridae
Product: monocarboxylate transporter 9-like
Exons: 7
Coding region: 228-1721 (497 amino acids)
Biological process (GO): transmembrane transport; monocarboxylic acid transport
Molecular function (GO): monocarboxylic acid transmembrane transporter activity
Source: RefSeq, a predicted model, not a curated record